UGGGACUUGCAAAUCUCAAAAUUUCUGGCGGGUCGGUUUUGUAGAACGAGCGAGCAGUUUGGUUCAAGUCAGCCAACUCGCAUCCCGACCACACCCCUCCUCGCAAUGGCGAUCCAGAAGAAGAACGGCAAAGGCCGUCUUGAUAAAUGGUACAAGCUCGCGAAAGAGAAGGGUUACCGAGCCAGAGCUGCCUUCAAGCUGAUUCAGCUGAACAAAAAAUAUGGCUUCUUGGAGAAAAGCAAGGUCCUGCUGGAUCUUUGCGCCGCUCCUGGCUCAUGGUGUCAAGUAGCAGCCGAGACGAUGCCCCAGGGCAGUCUUAUUGUGGGAGUUGAUCUCUCCCCGAUCAAACCAAUCCCGAGAGUCAUCACCUUCCAGAGCGACAUUACAACCGACCAGUGCAGAGCAACCAUCCGUCAGCACUUCAAGACAUGGAAAGCCGACACCGUCCUCCACGAUGGUGCUCCCAACGUCGGUACAGCAUGGGUCCAGGAUUCCUUCAAUCAAGCCGAACUUGCGCUCCAGUCUAUGAAGCUCGCUACUGAAUUCCUGGCUGAGGGCGGCACCUUCGUCACCAAGGUCUUUCGAUCCAAGGAUUACAAUUCCUUGCUCUGGGUCUUCAAACAGCUCUUCGCCAAGGUCGAAGCUACUAAGCCUCCCUCGUCUCGAAAUGUAUCUGCUGAAAUCUUCGUUGUAUGCCGUGGCUUCAAGGCUCCCAAGAAAAUCGACCCCCGAUUCCUCGAUCCCAGAUCGGUGUUCGCCGAGUUGAAAGACCCAGCUCCCAAUAAUGAGGUCAAGGUGUUCAAUCCCGAAGUCAAGCGCCGCCAGAGAGGAGGUUACGAGGAGGAUGAGUACUUGCAGUUUAAGGAAAUCUCUGCUAGCGAGUUCAUUCAGACCCUCGACCCCAUUGCUGUGUUGGGUGGCUACAAUAAACUCAACUUCAAGCAGCCCCCAAACGGUGAUGUAGCAUUGGCAGCUUUGGACAAAAUGCCAGAAACUACGGAUGAGAUUCGUACAUGUUGCGCCGAUCUAAAAGUGCUCGGAAGGAAAGAGUUCAAGCUGCUUCUCCGCUGGAGGUUGAAGGUCCGCGAAAAGUUCGGGUUUCCCACCAAGAAAACAACACAGGACAAGGAGAAGUCUGCUCUACCCGAGGAGACCAGUGAAGUUGCCGACGUUGAGUCCAUGGACGAGGAACUGAAACUCCAGGAGGAAUUGCAAGCCAUGAAGGACAGAGACAGCAAUAAGCGGAAGCGCGAAAGGAGGAGAGAGAACGAGAAGAAGCAAAAGGAAAUUGUACGCAUGCAGUUGCACAUGGUUGCUCCCAUGGAUAUCGGCAUAGAGCAGACAGGCCCACAAGGGAGUGAUGCCAUGUUUGCACUCAAGCCAAUCGACAAGAAGGCUGCGAUCAGCAAGAUCGCAAAAGGCAGAAUGGCAGUUUUGAGCGAAGCGGAAGCCAAGAAGGAUCGGGACAGCGGAAUCGGCUCAUCCGGGGAGACUGACGACGAGUCUGAUGAGGAAGAGGAUCGUCUUGAACGAGAACUCGACGGCAUGUACAACCAAUACACGGAACGAAAGGCCGAAGCAGACGCCAAAUACCGUGCGAAGAAAGCCAGGCGAGAACACAAGGAUGACGAUUGGGAAGGUGUCUCGGCUGAUGAGCAGCAAUCCGAUGAAGAUGAUGACAAGCUCGAAAUGGACAGUAGCGAUGAUUCGGACGAAGAAGACAUGGGACCUUCAAAACCUCUAGUGACGGAUUUGGAUAAUACACCUGAAGAAUCAGGUGGACUUUCCAAACGAGCCAAGAGCUUCUUUGACCAGGACAUAUUUAAGGACAUACCUGGAAUUCUUGACGAACCUGAGGAAGACGCUGCGGAAGCUGUCGGUGUGGAAAUGGGGGAAACGUCCGAAGAUGAAGACAUACCCCCACCGAAGCGGCAAAAAGCUCAAUCAAAAGCAGCCAAGAAGCAGAAGAGGGCUGUCGAAACCGAAGAUCCGUCUGACUCUGAAGAUGAUGAUAGACGUCCUUUUGAGGUUGUGAAAAGGAAUGAUCAAGAUGAUGACUGGGAAGACAAAGACAAGCGGAAGCCAGACGGACGACUCGACAUCGACAUCAUCACGGCCGAAGCCAUGACCCUCGCGCAUCAACUGGCGACUGGACAGAAGUCGACUUACGACGUAAUCGACGAUGGCUUCAACAAGCAUGCCUUGCGGGACCGCGACGGGCUGCCCGACUGGUUCGUAGACGACGAGGGCCAACACGACAAGCCGCACAAGCCCAUCACCAAGGCGGCCGCGUUGGCCAUCAAGGAGAAACUGCGAGCGUACAAUGCUCGCCCCAUCAAGAAGGUGCGCGAGGCCAAGGCACGGAAGAAGUUCAAGACGGCGCAGCGCUUCGAGAAGCUUAAGAAAAAGAGCGACCUGCUCGCCAACGAGGAGGGCAUGACGGAGAAAGAGAAGGCAGACUCCAUCUCGAAGUUGCUGGCCAAGGCCGGGCGCAAAAAGCCUCGCGAGCAGGUCCGUGUCGUCGUCGCCAAGGGUACCAACAAGGGUGUGCAAGGACGGCCCAGAGGUGUCAAGGGCCGUUACAAGAUUGUGGAUGCUCGCAUGAAGAAGGAGAUGAGGGCAUUGAAGAGGGUGGCCAAGAGGAAGUAGACGAGCAGUGUAUGUAAUCUGCAGGAAAUUGAGGACAGGCGUUGUCUUCGGUACACCAAGUAAAAGAUGACCUCAUGCUUGGCAUAUUUCGAAAGGCGAACCAGCUUUCUGUAAAACCUUCAUGUGAAAGUAAGAUUGUAACUUG
This is a messenger RNA of Pseudomassariella vexata, 2794 nucleotides long. Its product is annotated as AdoMet-dependent rRNA methyltransferase spb-1. Gene Ontology annotation, biological process: maturation of LSU-rRNA from tricistronic rRNA transcript (SSU-rRNA, 5.8S rRNA, LSU-rRNA); maturation of 5.8S rRNA from tricistronic rRNA transcript (SSU-rRNA, 5.8S rRNA, LSU-rRNA); rRNA methylation. The record is from RefSeq and is a predicted model, not a curated record. The transcript has 4 exons. Bases 106 to 2649 code for a protein of 847 amino acids. Gene Ontology annotation, cellular component: nucleus; preribosome, large subunit precursor; nucleolus. Gene Ontology annotation, molecular function: rRNA (uridine-2'-O-ribose)-methyltransferase activity; rRNA (guanine) methyltransferase activity. NCBI's taxonomy places the organism in Eukaryota, Fungi, Ascomycota, Sordariomycetes, Amphisphaeriales, Pseudomassariaceae.